Messenger RNA from Yarrowia lipolytica CLIB122, 1920 nucleotides. RefSeq lists its product as uncharacterized. Gene Ontology annotation, molecular function: DNA-binding transcription activator activity, RNA polymerase II-specific; transcription cis-regulatory region binding. Gene Ontology annotation, cellular component: RNA polymerase II transcription regulator complex; nucleus. Lineage: Eukaryota; Fungi; Ascomycota; Dipodascomycetes; Dipodascales. Gene Ontology annotation, biological process: regulation of DNA-templated transcription. The record is from RefSeq and is a predicted model, not a curated record.
AUGUCUGAAAAGGUGAAAAUUGAAGCCAAGCCGGUGGAGAUCCGGGCAGGCUCCUCAGCACCAUCUCCAGCGGGCUCGGCGGGGUCUCCUCCAGCACCACGGAUGAAAAUCGCCCCGAAACUCGAACUCAAGCCCUCGGCCAGAGGCGGUCUGUUGGACGGACCGGUACAGCAGAUUGUCACGUCCAAGGAGUGGGUACUUCCUCCUCGGCCCAAGCCUGGGAGAAAACCCAGCAGCGAUACACCUCCUUCCAAGCGAAAAGCGCAAAACCGAGCUGCUCAGCGAGCUUUCCGAGAACGACGAGCCCAGCGAGUCAGUGAGCUCGAAGACAAGCUCCAGGAGGUGGAGUCGGAACGAGACGCCCAGGAGAAUGUUCUCAAGGACGCUCUAAAGGAUGUUUCCUCGGAGAAUCAGCUUCUACGAGAGUCUUUGGAGGCUCUCAGACGAGAAGUUAUGUCUAUCAAAGAACAGAGAACCCCUACAGGUUCCACUCCGGGACAGUCUCCAGGAGUCCCCCCUACUCAGCAGGCUCCCCCUCCUCCUCAUCAGGCUCAGGGACCUCCUAUGAGUGCAGGCUUGCCACCCCCUACCGGAAGAGGUCCUCCUCCUUCUCAGCAGUCCUACUACCCCAGCUACUCACCUUAUCACAUGCCCAACUACUCACCCCAUCAGGUGACGUCGCCAAUGGCCACCAUGGAGCCCACUUCACCUUUCCCGGGAACACAUCAUCGAAACUCGUUUGGGUCCUUUUCCUUCCAGAGCUAUGGUCCCUACUCGCCUCGAUACGAGUACUCCAACCCGGCCUCUCCCAGUGAACACACGACUGUGGCAACUUCAGUGGGCGACCCAUCCAUUGAGACCCUCGACCGAGUGCUCGAGACCAAGAUGAGCACCUCCAAGGCUGAGCCUCGUGUUCAGGAGACGUCCAACACUGGUGUUGCUGCUGCUGCCCCGACUUCAACAUCAGUUUCAGUCGCCUCUCUAACCAACGAGACCACAAAGAAGUGCACGCCAGCUACAUCUGGUCCUUCUACCUCUGGAGGUCACGAAGUCGACCCCGACUGUAUUAUCUGCACCAAGGAAGAAUGUGCCUGUGCUGCUAUUGGUCAGCAGAAGGCUGUCAUGGGCCAUUCUAACGAUGACGAGCUUGACUUCACCACUUUCAAGCCCCAGGCUGCUGUCCCGCUCAAGCGAAAGUCGCUCGAAAUGGAGAUGGACUUUACUGCCGCCUUCAAGACUCGCAACCCGUUUAAGAAGCGGAAGGACUCGUGCGGGUUUUGCACCGACGGAACUCCGUGUUUGUGUGAGGACGCGGCCGCUGAGUCUGUCGCAGAGUCCAAGAAAUCGCUCAAGUUGCCCCCUUUAGGCAUGCCCCUAUCUCCGGCCGCAUCAGCCGCGUCCCCUGAUGCCUUUUCAUCUGGAAUAGGGUCGCCCUGGGACCAAGAGGGAGAACGCGAGCGAGCUGAUCGGUCUGAGAAGCAUAGUAAGCGAUCGGAAACAAAAGUGAGCGACAACCCGGGCUGCACAGGCAACCCUGGAACGUGUAUGCAGUGCCAGAGCGAUCCCAUGUCAACUCUCUUCUGUACCACAGUGGCCUCUCGAAAGCAGUCAGCUACUCGAUCCACAUUGCCUGAGAUUGAGCGAGAGCGUGUAGAUACCCCUCCCCCUAAACAACUGGCUCCCAUCAAGACUCUGUCUCCUGCCGUCUCUAUCAGCAGCAGUGGUUACAGCCCCUCCACCCAGGUUGGCGGCACCUACAUCCCUUGUUCGGCAGCUUACCAGACGCUUUCACGCCACAAGGAUUUUAACCGGGUCGAUCUCGGGACCCUGAUUGGAAAGCUCAACACCCGAGGCACCCAGGUGGAGGUCUCUUCUGUCGCUAACGUGCUGCGUGAACUCGACCGCAAGUUUUAUGAGUAA